This is a messenger RNA of Morchella sextelata, 387 nucleotides long. RefSeq lists its product as uncharacterized. Bases 1 to 387 code for a protein of 128 amino acids. The record is from RefSeq and is a predicted model, not a curated record. The transcript has 6 exons. Lineage: Eukaryota; Fungi; Ascomycota; Pezizomycetes; Pezizales; Morchellaceae.
AUGGACUUGGUGGAGUUGGACGCACACUGCUCGUGGGGAUGGCAGAUACAUGGGUUGAUAAUCGGUGAAGUCUUUUGUUCAAAGUGGUUUCUAAGAGCGUCUCCAAGGUGCUAUAAGGAAUCCAUUGAACACAGAUGGGAAGCGGGAAAUCUUGGUUUUGAUGUUAGACCGCAAGUUCCGUGCGGAGCUGUAGACAUCGGGGCGGGCCGUUCUGACUUCCGGACUCGGAAUCUCAAGAGGAUUUUAUCGCGGAAAAUUUGUAGUUUCCUAAGCCAGAACCAGAAUGCGGCACCACCUUCGCCUGAUGCGACAUAUUGCCCUCCACGGGUGUUAUCGAUAAUCAAGAAAGAGAUCGAGUUGCCUGUAAAAUUACCCCUGUAUUGGUAA